ACAGAAGGGACAAAAAAGUCAGGCUAGCAGGCACGGCCCCACAGAUUCCAGAUUCAGUAUCAGGCCUGGGCCUAGACAGAACCAAGUUAAAAGCUGAAGAGGAAGAAGGGGCGGAGGAAGGACCCAGACAUCUUGGAUCCCGACUCCUCCAGGAGCCUAGAGAGCAGACCUGUGCUCCCCAGGCUGCUUCUCCAUUAGCUCCUCAUCCGCUCAUCUCUAAGCUCCCCUGGCCUCCCUGCCCCAGGAUGUCACAUCUUUCUCCAUCCUGCUCUGGUCCAGGCCUCAGCCCUGUGUCUGCCUCUCCUUCCCUCUGCCCAUGGCUUCUGCCUGGCAGGUUUCCUACAGAAGAGGAAUCUGAGGUCCACUGGACACAGCAGCGCUCUUCCCCUGUGGUCUGGCCUGCUGAGGACACAAAAGAAGGCCUUGCCCUCUCCACAAGCAUGAGCCCAGCUUGCCUCGUAAAGACAAGACCAGGCUACUCUAGGUAGGGUCCUUGGCUUUCUUUUAUGAUCUUGCUAGCCAUGCAGGGGACUGAGGAGGGGUUCACUUUGAUAACCCAAGAACAACAGCCAGCCAGCCACAGGCCAAAGCUGUGGAAGGGAAGCAGCCUGACAGCAGAGCACUGUGCGGCCAAGCCUGUCAGGCCAGCGGUAUCAAUCAGACCGUUUCCUCCCUUGGCACCGCUGGAGCUGUGACACCACUUAUGAUUCUACAGCAGACAGAGGGGUGGGAAACCCACCAGCGAUGGCACAGAGCCAGGCCAGGACAGCAGUACCAAGUGUGGUGGCCCAACUGUAACAAAGAGUUGUGGGGUCCUACGGGGGGAGGGGGGAGGACACGCUGGUGCGCUCCCACAGUAGAAGGCUUGGAAGUCAGUGACCCAGGGAAUAACAUGGGAGUGGCUGAAGUUGGGCCGCCAGGCUCUGGCUAACUUGUUUGGAGUCGGGGUACAGAUAAACAGGAAGUGACACUCAAUCUGGUCCCCCUGUCUUUAUACCUCCCCCACCCCUAGAAAUAACCUCUUCUCAGCCACCCUCCCCCCAACCACUGGCAAUUCAGGGCAGCUUCACACGUACUGGCGCCCUCUACAAGAGGGUCCCCAAAUAAGGCCCACGAGCCAGAGGGAGAGGACUGGAGCAGCAGAGCAGCAGCCGGCCGGGCACUGGCCUUCUGGGUGCCGAGAGUAAAAGCUGAGAUGCCAUACUGAUGUCCCGGCUGUGGGGAGGGCGCCACUCCUUCCCCAGGUUCAUACUGCUCUACCAAGAAAACUUCAAGUCACCCCUGGCAUGCCCCCAGAACCCUGGGAGGAGUAAGCCUUUACAGGCAUGGGGCUGGUCCCGGUUAACACACCCUCCACAUCCUUCCCCACCAUUCCUGUGGCCUGCCUAAUGAGGGCCUGUCAACCAGCCCAAGGGCUGAGUCACCCACACCGGCAGGUCUCCUCUCUUCCUUCUCCAACAACUGUUCCAAAAAUUGCCUUUCAAUUAGCACUACCUCCCUGGGUUCUUCCCAGAGCCAGCUGGGGCUAGGGAGCCAGGCAGGCCUGCUGGGGUCACGGUGGCGGCAGAGCUUUGACUGGACAGGAAGUCACCUGGUGACACACCAGGCAGGGCUGUCCCCAGACCACUCCCCAGAGGAAUCUGAAGCGUCCUACUGCCCUGGGGUGUUGGUCACAGCUGCCCCAGUCCCAGCCUGCGGAUGCUGCAAUUACCUCAGAGCAUGAAACCAGCUUCCCACCUGACUGAGUCAGCUGAAAACAAAACACAUCUCUACCACAUGCUGGCACAAACAGUCACGCCACUAAUCAGAGUCCCCAGAUGCUGGCAGAGAGAGCACAGCCCCACACUGGCCGGGAGGAUCGGCACAUGCCACCAACUACCAGAGAGAGGGUGCCGCCGCCUGAAGAAGUGCACGACCCCUCCGGAGGGCCCGCCCUGCCCACCAGGCCCUCCUCCUGCUCUGCGGGGACUCCCAGCACUCUGAUCUCCCGGACAAACUCUCCCUCCUGCUAGUCUUGUCUCACCAUCCAAGAUGCAACAAGACAAAGGGCCACACCGAGCAGAGGCGCGCAGCCUCUGCUCCUAACCCUUAGGGGUGUCUCCAGUCCGCUGGCAAAUGGUCACAAGCUGCUGCUGAGCCCCUCUGUGGGGUUUCUCAGCCCGGACCCAUUGGCUGACUUAGGAGCUCCAUGGAGACCUGGCGGAAAGGCUCCUUCCGCAAUGCCUCCUUCUUCAAGAGAAUGACCCUGGGGCGGCCGCGGCGACUGCGGAGACAGGGCAGCACACUCAGCCAGGCCAGCGCUGCUGGCGGGGACCACGAGGAGUACAGCAACAGAGAAGUCAUCCGGGAACUUCGAGGGAGGCCAGACGGCCGGCGUCUGCCCUUGUGGGGGGAUGAGCACCCCCGAGCCACUCUGCUGGCCCCACCCAAGCCCCCACGUCUCUACCGAGAGAGCUCCAGUUGCCCCAAUAUUCUGGAGCCCCCAGCAACCUACACUGCGGCCUACUCGGCCACCCUGCCUUCAGCCAUCUCCCUGACAGGCCCUCUCCACCAGUGCUCACAAGAGGACCUUUUGGAUGCUCCCCAUUUCCCGAGGACACCUACUCCGGACCUCAAUGACCCUUUCUUUUCCUUCAAAGUGGACCUGGGGAUUUCACUUCUGGAGGAAGUUCUUCAGAUGCUGAAAGAGCAGUUUCCUAGUGAGCCCCACUUCUGACCCCGGUGAGGGCAGAGAGAACUGGGGUGACUGGAGCCUGGGAGACCUAGGCAGGUAAAGUGUGGAUUAUGGAGCAGGUGGAGACAUAAGCCACAGUGUAGCCGGCCCCGACUGCUGAGCAAUCCUCAAGGUACCCAGAGUGAAGGACAGAAGCCAGCUGGGAAAGUAUGGGGGUCACUCUCUGGCAGGAGCCCUGAAGGAAACUGGAAAGGUCAGGAAAAGGAAGCCACACCUGCAACCACAGGAACUGGUCAGAGGUCAGGGGAGUGACAGGGUGGCACAGGGCGAGUCAGGAAGUAGGACUCAGACCAGCCUCUAGAACCACUGUCAACAGAGAAAUCAUAGGCUACAUCUAGGAAGAAGCCUCUAACUUAGAUUAAGAGGAAGGCCGGAGAGAGCAGAGGUAGAAAAGCCACCGCUCACUUCCUAUGCUUGUUUAAUUGAAGUAAAAGCAAACCGAAAGUUCGGUUCCAGAGGCUGGAGAAAUGGCUCAGUGGAUAAAGAGUUUGUAUGCAGGCAGGAAGGCCUGAGUUCAGACCUCCAGUACCUACAUGAAAAAAGCCGGGCAGGUGUGACAGCCUGCCUGGAAUUCCCGCGUUCAGGAUGCAGGCACCAGGAGUCCCAAGGGGCAGGCUGGCUAAACUAGUCAGGCCCACGCACACACAUGCACACACACACACACACACACACACUCAAACAUACACUAUACAGACACACAAAUCAGUUCCUUUUCACCUUAGCCAAGUUUGCUUGUUUUUGAGACAAGGUCUCUUACGUAGUACGGGUGGCCUUAAGCUGAUUUGAUGCUCCUGGGACUGCAGGCAUGUGCCACCACACCCAGUUGUUUAGGCCGCACUGGGACCCAAACCCAGAGCUUCACGCAUGCUAAGCAAGUACUCUACCAAAACGAGCCACAUGCCAGCCCUCUAGACACAUUUUAAAGAUGUUUUUAAAAAUUAUUUUUAAUUGUGUUUGUGUGUUUGUGUGCAUGCACACAAGUGUACGCAGGUGCCUGAGAGGCCAAAGGUGUGAGAUGCCCUUGGAGCCAGAGUUACAGGCAGUUGUGAGCCACUUGAUAUGGUUGCUAGGAAUUGAAUUCGGGUCCUCCGGAAGAAUAGUGUCUGUUCUUAAUUGAUAAGCUAUCUUUCCAGCCCACCUAGCCAUAUUUUAAAGCAACAGCACCUGAUUCAUGGCUACCAGACAGUAUGACAUUGUUAGACCGAAGUCCACCGGAUGGUGCUGGCCAGACACUAGUGCGGAAACAGCAGAAGCUUGGCUAAGGAAAGGAAGAUGCCACCCCGGGGCGCAGAUGAGGACGGGCUGACAGCAGGAGAGGAGGAGAGGCAGGUGGAGGAAAAGGCAGGGGAAGGCCAACAAUCAUUACCAAACAGAGCCUGAGACUCAAGCUGCUCACAGAUCCUAAGCAAUCCUGUGAGGAGUGUUCUGGGAACUCCUACAGUGUUAUGUAUGGGGGCCUCUGGGAAAGCCUUCCUUCCCAGCAGAGGGAUGACUUGAUCAGGGAAAGAACAAUGCACCAAGCGGCUCCAGAAUCCUCCACCAGGCGGGGAGUUCCACCUUGCCCCAAAGAGGCCAAGGCUGCACCUGUUGUUACUACCCCAGUCUGUGGCUCAGCCACAUCUGAAUCCAGAACUCAGAAGUGCUGGACACAUGGGUCUGGCCCCCAGGCUACUCCGAAUGUGAAAGAAGGGUGGAGGGAAGGCUGACACACCCUGUGACGUCUCUCUCCUGCGCCUGUGCGGAGAUGCCCAGCUGAGGGCUCUGGAUACAGAGGCAGUGAAUAAAGGUUUUCUAAUGCAGCCUACAGAGAGUGACCUAGAUGUGGAAGGCUGAAACUGAAUGGUGGAGGAGCAAGGCUUCUUUUAAGUCAAGAUCCUGAGCUGGCCUAGACCACUUCAUGUCCCUCCUCUACCCAGGGUCUGGGACACUGUGGUGCGGAUGAGAAUGGCCCCAAAGACUCAUGUGUUUGAAUGCUUGGUGCCCAGUUGGUGGAACUGUUUGGGGAGAAUUAGCAGGUGUGGUCUUCUUGGAGGGGGGGUGUCCUGGGGGUGGGCUUUGAGGUUUCAAAAGCCGUGCCAUUCCCAGUUAGCUCUCUCUCUGCUUGUGGUCGUUACCUUAGCAUAUAAGCUUGCAGCUACUGCUCCAGCAUCCUGCCUACUGCCGUACCUACCCUAAUGGCCAUGGGCGCUAUAACCUCUGGAGCCAUGAGACCCCCACUUAAAUGCUUUCCUUUAUAAGUUGCCUUGGUUAUGGUGACAAAACUGUCAUGGCAGUAGAAAAGUAACUAAGACAGGCACACUCCCCAGAACUCCCAACCUCUCAGGCAGGGACAGGCACAGGUAGCCAGACAGAAACCCUGAUAACUCUGGGAGGCUGUGGACAUGCCAAUAGGUACCCAGGCUGUUUCAGAGAAGAGAAAGCCAGGAGCUUCCCGCCCCCAAAGCACUUAUCUCUCCAGCAAAAGUGACCAGGAGUCAAUGCCCCAACCUCUGCAGUCAGGCUGAAAAACUGGGCCAUCAAAGAUAGAGUGAACACUAGCCUCUGUGGAGUCGGGAGGACCGAGACAGUGAGCACUAGCCUCUGUGGAGUCGGGAGGACUCAGAGGCAGCUAGAAGGAGCACAACUGGCCAAAAGCAGAGCAGCAGAUACAGCACUGCAGGUUCAACACAGGGUGGGAUGCUCUCUCUAGAGGAGAUGAGCUCAUAGUGUCUGUUCUAGUCACCUGCCUGCUGGCCUCUUCAUCAAACACAGGAUUGUCUGACCUCCAAAUCCAACGAGAGCUCCAACAGGAGACACGCAUGGGCCAACUUUUUUCUUUUCUUUUUCUCUUUUCUUUUUGCUUUUUGAGGACAGGGACUCUCUGUGUAGCCCUGGCUAUUCUAGAGCUCACUCUGUAGACCACACUGGCCCUGAACUCAGAGAUGCACCUGCCUCCCCUCCUGAGGGCUGGGACUAAAGGUGUGUGCCACCAUGUCUGGCAUGGGCCGACUUUUGUGUCACUCUGGACGUGUACUUCAGUGGUAGCAUGGGGGUUAAUUAUGAGCAGGACCCUGGGUUUGAUACAUUGCCAGAAAAAAAAAAUAAAAAUAGAAAAGAAAAAAACACCAGGUUGUGGUGCAUGCCUUUAAUCUCAGCAUUGGGAGGCAGGGUCAAGUGGAUCUCUGAGUUUGAUGCCAGCCUGAUCUACAGAAUGAGUUCCAGGACAGCCAGAGCUACACAGAGAAACCCUGUCUCCAAAAAACAAAAAACAAAAAAAACAAAAAAAAACAAAAAAAAAAAGGAAGGAAGGGAAAAAAGGAAGGAAGGGGGAAAAGGAAGGGAAAAAAGGAAGGAAGGAAGGAAGGAAGGAAGGAACGAAGGAACGAAGGAACGAAGGAACGAAGGAAGGAAAGAAAGUAGGUAGAAGAAAUAGGGUCCUCUGGUACUGUUAAGUUGGGAGCAUAACCCCUGCCCCUGGCAUCCAUCCCAGCCCCCUGGCCUGGGAGUUGCAUUGGUCAGGACUCCAAAUCCCAACAUGCCAGGCUCUGACCCCUUCCUGGGGGAGAGGUCAGGACCAUUCUCACAGGGUACUUAGUGGGCUCCCAGAGGAGAAACACGUUGUUUAGGGUUUGCAUGUGCUCCCCACUUUCCUGUUUCCCCACCAUGCGCUCAGCCACCUGAGAACACCGUAUUUAAUAAAACGAUGGGCAUUUUAAUUUGGUUUGAUCUGACCUAAUUGGAUUUCUCUUCGCCGGCAGAGCCGCCCCCCCUUAGGAUUUAUUCCUAACAGGUACCUCAUAGAGAACAGGGAUGAGCAGAGAGUCAGCCUCUUGGACUGACUGAACCCACCCACUGCAUUUUACUCUGAUCUGGACUUGGGAACAAAGGGCCUGAGAAAGUAGAAGCUGAAAGGAUCCCAGACCCCAAGCAGACCCAGGGUGACUUCUGGCU
Molecule: messenger RNA, 6664 nt
Organism: Alexandromys fortis (reed vole)
Lineage: Eukaryota; Metazoa; Chordata; Mammalia; Rodentia; Cricetidae
Gene: CUNH15orf62
Product: chromosome unknown C15orf62 homolog
Exons: 2
Coding region: 2189-2716 (175 amino acids)
Biological process (GO): positive regulation of actin filament polymerization; regulation of cell shape; positive regulation of pseudopodium assembly
Cellular component (GO): cytoplasm; membrane
Molecular function (GO): small GTPase binding
Source: RefSeq, a predicted model, not a curated record